AUGUGCGUGUGGUUGGCCCCGGGGAUCGAUCGCUGGUCUCUGCCGGGGCCUGAUUCUCAGGGAGGGCGCGUGAUUCGAACGUGUGGUUACGCCCACGGCGGCGGCGGCGAGAGAGCGCGCGAGCGACCGACCCCCGCUCUGCCACCACCACCACCAUCACCACCACCACCGCCGCCGACGCCGCCGCCAUCUCACGGAGGUGGGAGGGAGAUCGACGGCGAACGGACAAACGGACGUACACGUCUCUGCUGGCUGCCUCCUCGAUGCACCCCAUCCAUGGACAGCAUCGCCCGGGUGUUCACAGUCGGUAACGGCUGCAAGGCGGUCCGUUACGAUGAGGAAACCACUGUCGAGCGAGUUUUACAAGUUGUACUCAAUGGAAUCGGUAUUACAACCGUAGCUCAUGCUCAUUUUGCUCUUCGGCUAUUAGCGGGAUCAUCACCACGUACCGCUGGCGAUCACGUAUGGCUUCAUCCAUGCCUCCUUAUCUCGAAUCUUCGACAUAUUUAUGCGAGAUUUUUGCCGUCCACUUCAUGUGGUGAGGAACUCAGCUUGGAGCUCCGAUUACGUUUCAUUCCUCAAUCAGCCUACGAACUUCUGCUGACCGAAACCAACGCGUUCUUCUACCUCAACGAACAGGUUUUCGAAGACUUUCUUGGACAUGUCGCAUGGAAAGUGAACCAGGAAGCCGCUCUCGAACUCGCUGCUCUCAAAGUAUGCCGCGAUUUUCUGGAAAAGCAAGCGAAAUCCUGUCUGGAUCAUAGGGUUGAUAUAGACUCGAUCGACAUAGAAGCUGCAAUGCAAGCGUUCAUUCCUAAGACAGUUCUCUGUAGUGGAAAUACGAAACCAUCAGCUCUAAAACGACAAUUUGUACAGUUGCUGAAAAAAUUCGCCCCUCUUCCUGCUACUGAAUCGGUGCUUCGUUCACUUUCCAUCCUCAUCGAUAUUGUCAAAUUUGAUGUUGAGGUUUUUAAAGCUAGCAUGGGGGUUGGUUGGUCAUCGCCAGUGGAUUUAUUAGUAGGUCCGGAGGUUGGACUUUCAUACAGGAUUAAUGAACGUUGUGAGAUCUCCCGGUUAGCCGAAUUGCGGUCUGUUCUCGAGAUUAUUAUCAGAAAAAUGGAGCAAAGCUCUGAAAAAGCUAUAGUGCAGUUGAAAAUUUCCGGCAACGCUCAACCUAUGUUGAUCACAGUGGCAACUUAUGACAUUGCCGAAUCCUUGGCACAUUUAAUCGAUGGCUAUCAAAUGAUGUAUAAUCAAGGAAGUUCAGUGUAUAGGAUGAAAGGUUUGGAACGUUGUGAGAGUGCGGAUAUCCGUGCCACUACUAUUACACACCGGACACAUAAUUCAACCCCCGGAGUGGGUCACGAUCUUCGAAUACGAAGGGAACAUGUAACGUUAAAGGAGCUGAUUGGUGGCGGACAAUUCGGGAAUGUAUAUAGAGGAACUUUAGCGGAUCCGGGAUCUCCUCCUGUAACAGUUGCGGUGAAAGUGUGCAAAAUGGAAAAUGAACCAACAGACACUCAAUUAAUUUUACAAGAAUCACAUCUGAUGAAGAAUUUACAACAUGAGAAUAUAAUUUCAUUAGUUGGAGUUUGUAUGGAUACACCAAUGUGGCUCGUGAUGGAAUUGGCACCUCUUGGCGAGCUUCGACAAUACUUACAAUCGAAUCGAGCAUCUCUGUCACUUACAUCGCUUAUUUUGUAUUCACUUCAAGUUGCUCGUGCUAUUUGCUACCUCCAUGGGAAAUCAUUAGUUCAUAGAGAUAUUGCGGCUAGAAACGUACUAGUUUCCACACCAAAAUGUGUGAAAUUGACCGAUUUUGGACUUAGUCGAGCUCUUGACUAUGAUGCUGUUUAUACAGCCUCUCGUGGUAAACUGCCGAUCAAAUGGCUUGCACCGGAAUCGAUCAACUAUCGGGAAUUUAGUAUGGCUUCUGAUAUCUGGAUGUAUGGCGUAUGUGUAUGGGAAAUUCUUUCGUGGGGUGCGAAACCAUGGCAAGGUGUUGCGAAUGCGGAUGUGAUUAGUAGAGUGGAGACAGGAGCUCGUCUGCCGUGUCCGGAUACAUGUCCUAUUCCUCUCUAUAAUUACAUAGAGUUAAUGGUUUGGGCAAUGAAACCGGCAAAACGACCAACAGCAAAAGAAAUUGUUUCGAUAAUGGAAACAAUCUAUGACCAAUUGAAAAAGCAUGUCCCACCUGAAGAAAUACAUCUGGUCCGUCCUACUCAGAAUGUUCCCGUGCUUCUGACAAAUAUUUCCACACUACCUAACCUUACUCUCUGGAGAACAUUGGAAGAGCAAAAACGACAAGGUGAAGAGGAUGAUAAAUGGUUGGAUGAACAAGAAGACCUUACUACUUACGAUCCUGCAGAAGAUCAUGAACGUGGACAUAAUGGUUUCGCUUCAACUAGCCGAACUGCUUCGAAUGGUUCGAUUAAUGGGAGACCGACUAAUGGGAGAGUAUCUCCCAGCCUAACAUCAGUUCAUCGAACAGUAAUUGCCGUAACGGAUGCCGUGGACCGUCUUAAUAAUGCCUUCAAUAUUCACAUGAAACAUGACGACUUCGUUUCCUGUGUAAGAGACAUCACCUCAAAGCUACGUGAAAUGUUCGCUGAAUCGACGGAUGUAUUGGGACAAAUGCCAGAGGAGAAGAGAAAAGAGGUGGAAAUGACAGAAGCUUUGAUUGGAAAUGACAUGCGACAAAUGGGAAAAGUUGUCCAGCAAGUUGUCGAUAACAGCGGUAAUCCGUCCUACCAUAUCUAUCGUCGCGAAGUUGUUCGGAUAGCCAAAGAAUUGGCUGUGAACUGUACAAACUUCCUCUCAUUGUUUGAAAAUCGUAAUCGGACGACGAUGCCCGAUUUUCGAGCCGUUCUUUCAGACUGCUAA
Messenger RNA from Necator americanus (New World hookworm), 2883 nucleotides. RefSeq lists its product as uncharacterized. Lineage: Eukaryota; Metazoa; Nematoda; Chromadorea; Rhabditida; Ancylostomatidae. Gene Ontology annotation, cellular component: cytoskeleton; focal adhesion. Gene Ontology annotation, biological process: signal complex assembly; protein phosphorylation. The transcript has 24 exons. Gene Ontology annotation, molecular function: ATP binding; protein tyrosine kinase activity. The record is from RefSeq and is a predicted model, not a curated record. The coding region runs from base 1 to 2883 and encodes 960 amino acids.